AUGUCAAAUUCUUAUGUACAAAAUUAUAUUUUAUCUCAAGCUCAAGCAAAAGUUAUGUCACAAACACAAGGUCUUUAUCCAGCACCAUUGAAAAUUUUAGAUGUUAUUCAACAAACGUUAGAAAAUGGUUCAAAAGUUGGAUUUAAUGCUGAAGCAGAAGGUUUUGCAGAUCUCUGUAUAACCAAUGAAUCAAAAGCCUUAAUUAGUCUAUUUCAUGGGCGUACUGAAUGUAAAAAAAAUAAAUUUGGAAAACCCAAAAGAGAAAUCAAAACUAUUGCUGUCAUUGGCGCUGGUGUAAUCGGUGCUGGUAUUGCACAUAUAUCUAUCGAUAAAGAUUUUCAAGUCAUACUUUAUGAUCCGACAUCAAUUGCACUCUAUCAUGGUCAAUCACAAAUAGUUAAGAGUUAUCAAAAUUAUAUUAAACGAAAUCGAAUAACAAAUACUGAAUAUAAUCAAAUACUAUCAAAUUUAAAUUGUCAAACAACAUUUAAUAAUCUAGAUAAAUGUGAUAUUAUAAUAGAAGCUGGAUUUGAAGAUCUUAAAUUGAAACAAAAUAUUCUUAAUGAACUUGAACAAUACAUUCCAGAACAUUCUAUAUUUGCUUUUAAUACAUAUAUACUAUCUAUUCAUCAAAUAGCUGCACAUAGUCGACGUCCACAUAAAGUUAUUGGUUUGCAUUAUUUUUCUCCAGUCGAUAAAGUUGAAUUAUUAGAAAUUAUUCGAGCUAAACAAACAUCUGAUAAUACAGUUUGUACAGCAGUUAAUGUUGGUCUUAAACAAGGAAAAAUUAUUAUUGUUGUUAAUGAUAGUCCAGGAUUUUAUACAACACGUUUAUUAAUAUUUGCUUUUAUUGAAAUAUUUUAUCUUUUACAAGAAGGUUUAUCACCGAAUGAUAUUGAUAAAGCAACAAAAAAAUUUGGUUUUCAUAUUGGUUUAACAAUAUUAUUAGAUGAAUUUGGUAUUGAUACUAUUACAUAUAUAGUAUAUCAUCUACAGAAUAUAUUUGGUGAACGUCUUGCUAAUUCGUCUGUAAUAGAAUUGCUUCAUAUAUUUGUUAAAAAUAAUUUACUUGGAAAAAAAUUUGGACAAGGUUUAUAUAUUUAUUCUAAUGAUGGUAGUAAGAAGAUUAAUCCGAAGUGCAAAGAAUUACUUAAAAAUUCUUUGACACAAACUAAAGACAUAUCAAGAAUAGAAACUAUUCAAUGGCGUAUCUGUCUUCGAAUUAUAAAUGAAGCUGCACGAUGUCUGGAAGAAAAUGUUAUUAGUUCUCCAACAGAUGGUGAUAUAGGUGCUGUAUUCGGUCUUGGAUUUCCUCCAAUGAAAGGAGGUCCAUUUCGUUUUAUGGAUACCUAUGGCAUUUGUAACAUAGUUGAUUUAAUGAAUAAUUAUCAAUUAGAAUAUGGUGAUCGUUUCGUUCCAACACAAUUUUUAAUAGAUAUGAUUCCAACAGCUGAUCAAUUUGGUUCACAAGAUUUUUGUGCUGAUGUUAUUGAUGAUACAAAUGUGCAAUCAAAUCAAUGGUGCAUCAUAUUCUUAGUUGGUUAUGAUUCUCCUAAUUUGAUUCAAGCUUCAUCUGUUCAGGGCACAGUUUUAACAAUUGGUACUCGUCAAGUAAAUCGUCCAUCUCGAAAUUAUACAUAUGUCUAUUUCAAUGAUGCUGCAACUGGUACAAAUGUUCAUACAGUUGAUUGUGGAUGGGAUCCUCAUGUGAUGUACAGUGGAAAUACAAUUACUAUUUAUAUACCAUCUCCACCUUGGAUUGUAGGACAUACAUAUUAUGUGACUUUCGAUAGUGGUGUAGCUAGUGGCACUGACUUCUGUAAACCUGAGUCAUCACCAACCACUGAUUCUAAUUUUUGGAGGUUCGAUAUUUGGAAUCCAGCUGUUUCAUCAACUACAACAACGACUACUACUCCACCAACUACUGGUACGGUAACAACACGACCUUUGUCAACUACUACUGUUAAUACUUUGUUGACAACUACUGGUAUUGUGCUGGCAAGUACAACAACAGUUACGACAACCAUAAUCACAACUACCACUAUAACUUCUGAAACAAGUAAAGAAUUAAUUGUUCUUGCUUCAACUACUGGAACUACAACAACCACAGCUACUAUUUUCAUUACUGAUGCAGCAGUGAAUGUCAUGUAUCCAAAAGAUUUUGUAAGGAAAAAAUAA
Molecule: messenger RNA, 2178 nt
Organism: Rotaria sp. Silwood2
Lineage: Eukaryota; Metazoa; Rotifera; Eurotatoria; Philodinida; Philodinidae
Source: the annotation of a GenBank genome assembly